AUGACGGUUCACAGUGCCAUUUCAACAUUCCUUGAUCAGAGUCCCGAGGCUAUUGCGGCCUCUACACUUUCAUGCCUAUCCUCCAGUUUCUUAGAGCCAGGUGUGGCUCAGACACUCAUUGAAAAACAACAGGCAAUGUGUAAAGAGGUAUUAUCUCGACUUGUAACUAUUGCAAAUGAUGACAGUAAAAAUACAAAUACACGAAUUAUGGCUUUGGAGUCUUUAUAUAAUCUGUCACAUGUCUCUAAUAGUAAAUUUCGCUCCGAAGAUUUAUUUGACGCCGUAAAUAAAUUAAAUGAAUCCUUUGAAAAGUUUUUAGAAGAUCAGGGAACAGGAACUGUGGAUCGUCAACAUGAGAUGUUAACCAUACUACUCUUUCGUUGUACGGGCUAUACACGAUUAAAGGCAGGUGAUCUUCUUCAACAACUCUACGCUGGAGAUGAUACUCGACUGGUGGCUACUUUACAAUCUAUUAUUAAAAACAGAUCAUUGGAGUGGGAAAUUAUUCAUGCUUGUAUGCGUUGUAUGUAUGAAUUAACAACACCUGGUACAUACUUUACCGCCCCAGAGGAACAUCAAGCUAUUGAAACAACAAAGAUAACAGCCUUUCAGGAACGCAUCACCGCAUUGCUUAUUCACCUCACUCAACAGAAUGCAUUGCAGGGACUCUUUGCGGAAUUAAAUGAACGUUGGGUUACUGCUGUUCGUGAGAAUCAACUUUCUGCCGUUAUUGAUGGUCAAACACCUUUAUCAGAUACAAUACGGGAUGGUGUGGCCACACACUUCACUGUAGUCUUUCGUUACAUGGCAGUGAUGUUAUUAAAUGUCGCUGACUUCUGUGAGCGAAUGGAUCUUGUACGUGGAUAUCAACAAUCCUUUCUUGCCCAAUAUCAAUCCUUUAUGGGCACUACACUUACACCCUUUAUUCGUCUCGCGCUACGUUGUUGGGAAAAAACACGGAAUCCAUCAUGUGAGUCGCAGAAUAAUCCAUUUAUGAAUGUUGCGAUUGCGGUGAUGCGGUUACUGCGAUUUGCCACUUAUCGCCCAUCUCAACCCGUGCAAGAUACCUUUGCCUCAUCGUUAGCAUCCCUUAUUGUACAAGUGCAGGGAAUAGAACGAUUAUUAUGUGGAGAAUAUGUGGGAAUGUUGGUUCUUGUAUUAGCCGUAGAGGUAUUGUGUAAUGUAAAUGCGGUGAAGAUCCAUCAAUUGGUGGAGGUGUUUAAUACUCUCAUCUCAACAUUGGCUACGGAUAAGAAUCCAUUACGUCCAGGUGCACAUUUCACCGCCUCUCAGGCCUUUAUGUACUGUUUAUCUAAUGAAACCUCCACCUACUGCGUUACCGAGAAUGAAUCUGUGGAGGUUUUACAAAAGAAAUUACAAGAAGAAGAUCCGGAAGGUGUAAAUGAGUCUGCAAUGGCAAUACAGGCAUUGGAGGAACAACUCGGCAUGCUGCAAUCCCUCAUGAUGGAAUUGGCUAUUGGACAAUUACUUGGGGAUUUGUGUGUAUUGAUGCCAUUUGCUUUAGCCGCAGAGGGAGGAAGAGGCGAUGGAAAUAUACCUCCACACACUAGAUCUUCCACAGGUGCGACCAUAACUGGAGGAACAAUGGAUCCAAAGUCAAGGAAACAACAGGAAAAGAAAAAGAAAACAAAACAUCCACAAGAGUAUGUUUGUAUGUUAACAAAGAAAUUAAUGCGAGAACCGGUAGUACUACAGAAUGGUCAUCGUUUUGAAUUGGAUGCCCUACAGGAAGUUGUGGAUCGUGUGGGUCAUGUUGAUCCACUCACUGGUGAGGCAUUUAAUGAUGAGAUUCAGGUGGAUAUGAAUCUACAGCAGGAGAUUGCACGGUAUCGGGUAGAAAUGGCGGCUCGCCGAGAUGCAGAAGCGUAG
This is a messenger RNA of Trypanosoma theileri, 1890 nucleotides long. RefSeq lists its product as uncharacterized. Gene Ontology annotation, biological process: protein ubiquitination. The record is from RefSeq and is a predicted model, not a curated record. The coding region runs from base 1 to 1890 and encodes 629 amino acids. The transcript has a single exon. Gene Ontology annotation, molecular function: ubiquitin-protein transferase activity. NCBI's taxonomy places the organism in Eukaryota, Euglenozoa, Kinetoplastea, Trypanosomatida, Trypanosomatidae.